UAACGAAGAAAUGCGGUUCUUCUCGAACUUUCCUGAGGUUGAGGUUCGGGUCUUACAUGACACGUGAAAAGUUUACAUUGCGGUAUUUAAUACUGGCACGAAUCUUUGCUGGACGUGUCAGGAAUGCGGCUGAGUCCGUUCACUAAGGCCGAGGCGUAUUCGUGUGAAGCCGGAGUUCAGUCGUGCCGGACUCGGGCUGCGGUCGGUGACAUUACUGAGACAGGACUGUCUGUCAGAGCUGAGGUCUCUGGACCCGAAGCUGCUGCUUCUCUCCUAUAAAGCGCUCUCUGAGUGGAUGUGUUGAACAUGAUCUCGGCAGCUUAACGCUCUGCGGUUUCUGCGACAGCGGUGUGUUUUGUAGGGGUUUGUGAUGGGUAAAGAUUACUACAAGGUCCUGGGCAUCCAGAAAGGCGCUUCUGAUGAUGAGAUUAAGAAGGCGUACAGAAAGCAGGCUCUCCGCUUCCACCCGGACAAAAACAAAGCUCCCGGAGCCGAGGAUAAAUUUAAGGAGAUCGCCGAGGCCUACGACGUGCUGAGCGACUCCAAGAAGAAGGAGAUAUAUGACCGAUACGGAGAAGAGGGACUUAAAGGCCACUCUGGCGGUGGAGGUGGCAAUGGCCCCAGCUACACGUUCCAUGGAGAUCCACACGCCAUGUUUGCGGAGUUUUUCGGUGGCCGCAGUCCAUUUGACCAGUUCUUCGCUCACGGUGACGAUGAUGACAUGGACAUUGAUGACCCUUUUGCUGCUUUUGGCAUGGGGGGCAUGGGGGGCAUGGGCGGUAUGGGCGGCUUCCCCAGGUCCUUCAAGUCUCGCGUGGGAGGUGCUCAUGGAAGCCGAGAAAAGAAGAAAGACCCUCCGGUCAUCCACGAGCUGAAGGUGAGCCUGGAGGAAGUGUUCUCAGGCUGCACCAAAAAGAUGAAGAUUUCCCGCAAGCGGCUGAACCCUGACGGCUGCUCGGUGCGCACCGAAGAUAAGAUCCUGACGGUGGACAUCAAGCGCGGCUGGAAGGAGGGAACCAAGAUCACUUUCCCCAGAGAAGGUGACGAGACGCCCACCAACAUCCCUGCUGACAUUGUAUUCGUGGUCAAAGACAAGACACACCCAGUCUUCCGCAGAGACGGCUCCGAUGUCAUCUACCCUGCAAGGAUAUCCCUCAGAGACGCCCUGUGUGGCUGCACGAUCAACGCCCCCACACUGGAUGGCAGGACUGUCACAGUGACGUCCCGUGACGUCAUAAAGCCAGGCAUGAAGAAGAGGAUAGUGGGUGAAGGGCUGCCUCUGUCCAAGUGUCCAGAGAAGAGAGGGGACAUGGUGCUGGAGUUUGUGGUGAAGUUUCCUGAAAAGUUGAACCCAAACACUCGUGAUGCUCUGCUGCAAAUCCUCCCGCCAUGAUUGGAGUGGACUGGUCAGGAGAAACUCUUUAAGCCUGCUUCAGCACACUAAUGUUUAGUACAGCUGAAACGUAUCUUUGUUUUUUUUUCCAUCACUUCCAGAGUAUUAAGUUAUAAACCCAACACCCAUAUUCAGUGCUCUUUUCACAUCACUGUGAAACCCUUUCAUAUGUACAGUAAUGGUGGACUUACGCAGAGAAAUGUGCAGGGUAUGCAGUACCUCAGAGGUUAUGCAGCUACCUUCUUUUCAUUGCUCAAGUCCUGCAACAUUAUGAACAGUACACUCUUACAAAUACCGGUGCAAAGUGGGUUCUUUGUGGAGAUUUCAUGAAUAAUUAUUUGAGGGUGCACAAUUGGAAAUUGGGCAGUUUAUUAUUUUUAAUUUGGAUGAUUGGUGUUGUAAUUUUAUGAGGUAAAAAAUGUGAGGCAGGUAAAAGCUGUCAUGCUGUAUUUCAAUGCUCCUGUUACACCUGUACUAAAAGGCACACUUGUGUUUGCCAGCAAUUUUUUUGUGAGUGAAAUUCUUUUCAGUGGAAAUUGUUGUGAUGAGCAAAUUCACUUAAGAUAAGAUAAUCCUUUACUAGUCCCACAAAUGGGGAAAUUCACUUCGCAGACCUCUGGGGUGAGUUAAUUUUGGGUGCAAAAACUUAAAUUUGCAUUUUCUACAAACAGCGCUACUAGAGCCAGUUUAAGGUGAGCCUGGCUACUUCCUAUUUACCCGUUAUUUCAAAAACAUGACUGCAAAAUGCUUAAGGGGACCCAUGAGCUAGUCUUCAGUGAAUGGGGCUGAAUGGAGCUAAACAUAAAUUUAACUAAUUCUAACCAGCUGUGUUGGAGCUUCCAAAAAAUCUAUAGUAUCUUUACCAUCUUAAUCAUAUCAUUCCGUUUUUCUACAUCAAACAGGUUUAGGGCAGUGGGACACUAGUGUUACUGCUACUGGGUGCUGAUUGGUUGGCAUUACUGCUACUGAGCACUGAUUGGUUUGUGGGCUGAUCGGCUUAUUGGCGAAGUAAAGCGGUUCAUGCUCACUGAUGUCAUGAACGUACAUGAGGCGCUGUUCCGAGUAUAACCAGUUCAAAAGCACUUAAAACGUAACAGCAAUGGUGAAAUAUUUUAUGCUGUUCUGUGUUCAGAAAAUUAGCUCAUUUUUCUAUACCAGAAAUAUUCUUUAUCUUCUAGAUCAUGUGUCAGGCUCCAGUCCUUGCGGGCCUAAACAUUGCAGACUUCGGCACACUGUCCCAUUAAACACACCUGAUUCAGCCCAUCAGCUAAUUAGCAGGUCCGUCAUGAACUGGAUUCAUAGUGUUAGAUGAAGGUAAAUGCUGAUCUCUGCAGCACUUUGGCCAGGAACGUCACCAGUUUGAUAUCCUGUUCUAGAUGAUGUGUGUUCAUAUUUUCAGGUAAAGUAGUGUGAUGUUUAAAAACAAACACAUCCACAGCAUUAAGUUUGGGUUUUACGUUUAUGUUGCGUCUUCUUGUGUGGGUUUAUUGGCUGGUUGCAAAGCAGAAAUCAGAUUACUGCCUGACUCAUGUAGACCUGGAGUUUACCCAUGAUUUAAUUACCCAAGUGCAUGUAAAUUGAUCGAAUUUUCUGCAGUUAUCGAAUUAUUAAGUGCAUUAAACACACUCACUAAUUAAGCAUUUACAAACUGAUUUUUGCACAAAAUCUCCAUAUUAAUCCAUUCAUUGUGGAAUUGCUCAGCAGCACCCCCUAGUGUUUGACAAACCCAGAAAACGUUAUUGAGUGGCUGCACUCAUCAACGUAUAAUUAUCUGAUUUGAUCACGUUUGUGUCAUUACUGUAUGUGGUUAGUGAGUGAGCUAAUUUGCUAAAUGCACUGAUGUGGAGGGUUUUUCCACCGGUUUUCCGCACCAACCUCGUUAACGGCCAUUUUUUAAGUAAAUGCAAAUGUCUAGUUUUACUGCAGUUUCACUGUGCUGAACAGUCAUUUGCCUCUUACUUUUGACGUAGCUUUUUAUUUGAUUUGUCUAGCACAGCCGUUGUGAACCGAAAUGUUUAUUAAAUCGCAUCUGUUCCAUCUCACCGACUGCUAUAAAUGCUUCAAUUAUAUUGUUUUAAAUGGCCCGUAUCAUGGAAAACUUUCCCUCACAUUUUUUAAUAAAUGAGUUUGAUGUACUUUGCAAACAUUAAAAUCUAAAACAUACCAAUUACUCCCCAGUUCAAAGAUUGAAACUACAUUAUAAACACAGUCUCUUUUAAA
Molecule: messenger RNA, 3613 nt
Organism: Colossoma macropomum (tambaqui)
Lineage: Eukaryota; Metazoa; Chordata; Actinopteri; Characiformes; Serrasalmidae
Gene: dnajb1a
Product: DnaJ heat shock protein family (Hsp40) member B1a
Exons: 3
Coding region: 371-1393 (340 amino acids)
Cellular component (GO): cytosol
Molecular function (GO): Hsp70 protein binding; transcription corepressor activity
Source: RefSeq, a predicted model, not a curated record